AUGUCCAUCGGCCUCGAUAUCGAGGACACGGGCCGAGAGGGCAUCUCCAAGUCCAACUCUGACUCCCAUCUUUCUCCAGUACACUCGUUUCUACAUGUGGCACAGAAGCCUGGCAGGUCAAAAUGGAAGGACGUUAUCGUUCUCAUUGCCGUUGUUGUGUGCAGCUUCCAAGCGGGGGUAUUCUUGAGCCGCCUUAUGUAUCGAUCCUCCCCACACGAACGGGUUGUCAAGCCUGUGCGAUGCGGCGGCUCCGUGGACUGGAACCUCGUGGCAGGUGAAGAUGGGAUGACGCGAGCCGUCACAACGUUCCCCCUCGACACUUCCCACUUGCUAGAGUUCAUGUCCGAUGGCGAUUUCUCUGGAUGCCGCUUUAAUUUCAAAGUAAAACAUAUCGACACAGCGCAAUCAGGACACCUUCGCGUGGAACACGAGGUUCACGAUCUGAAGCCCCGGAUUGAGGACGGCGGGAUGGCUGCCAUGGAGACCUGCUGGGUCGGAGGUCCCGAGCGGCGCUGGGGGAUUGGGUUCGUUUGUGAGACAUACUUUGAGCAGGCUCCCCGGCUGAACGUUACUGUGAAUGUGGAACUCGUCAUCCCGUGGGACGUUGAACCCUUCCACAUGAGAGGAUUCAAGACGAUCUUGCCUGAGUUCGAGCAAAUCUAUUACGUCGACACAUUGCGCCGGGUCCACCACGAGUAUGCUCAGAUGACUGGAGAAAAUGAAAGCGUCACCGCCAAC
Epithele typhae is the source of this 738-nucleotide messenger RNA. RefSeq lists its product as uncharacterized. NCBI's taxonomy places the organism in Eukaryota, Fungi, Basidiomycota, Agaricomycetes, Polyporales, Epitheliaceae. The transcript has 4 exons. The record is from RefSeq and is a predicted model, not a curated record. The annotation marks the transcript as partial.